UGAAAAUGCCUAAUAAAAAUUUUAAUACUCCGUGUGUUGGAUUUUUUUUAGGCGAGAGAUGGGUUUGAUCCAUUCUCAAAGUUGACAAUGGUGAAGUCGGACAGGUGAUAACAAAAGAGAUUAGUAUCCUGAGAAUAGAGUAUCAGGAUAGGAUCGGAACGAUAACUCUGUCCAUGACGAUGAUUAAAUUCCUCUAAUCUUUCAGGUUUUUGUAACAUUUUUCCUUAUUCAAAACAUUGAGUAACAACAACAACAACCCAGUUGAAUCCCACUACAGUAGGGUUUGGGAAAAAACAUUGAGUAAUUAUAUGUCAAUUAAUAGCCCGUGCAUCGCACGGGUACGAGUCUAGUUCAAGACAAUACUCAAUCCAGUCUCAGCCCUCAAUCUUAGAACUAGGUAAAAGUCUAUCCCUAAUCGUCUAAAUUGUCAAAUCUUAGAUUCAUGUAAAUCCACUUUUGCCUUUGAUCUGAUCAACGAGAAUGUUGUGCUCUUUAUUCAUCUUUAUUCAUCACGAGGUUUUGAAAAAGCAGGGGAGUUUGCCACGGAACUAUGCAGAUUAGCUAGGAAUCUAGUGGUUCCUCCCCAAAUCUGCUCUCUUCUCCAGAUUAGGUUUAUACAUUGUACAAGCUGAAUAUGUUCCACUCUUUCCUCUAUGCAGGUAUGCUUCUUACUCCAUUUUUUCUGUGAUCACUAUAUUUGUUUAUUUGAUCGUAUUUUGAGUCAUUAGCCUUGUAUACCUAAGUAUAAAGGUAAUUUUUUUGAAUAAAAUUUGUUUGCUUGCUUUAAGUUGACCAAAUUCUCAAUAUUAUGGCUCAAAAAUCUUUUUUUUAUCUUGGCUAAACCAUUUAAUUUUGAUUUCUUAUGCCCUAAACUAUUUUAUAGAGAAGAUAAUAUUUAGGAUUGCAAAUAGUGAGUUCAAUUAGCUCAUUUGUACCAUUAUUGCGUUGCAAUUUUGUAUUUAGAGUUGAGUUAUGCAAUAUAUGUUGGUAUGUAAUGUAAAAAAUUGCUUGCUGUUGGCUUAAGGUCAAAUGUUUUCCCAUGUUUUUGAGUAAAUAUAACACGUAGUAGUUGUUAUCUGUGGUAUGUUUUAUUUUACUCUGAUUUAUUUGAGUUGUGUUUGCUGGAUUUUGAAACUAGUCUUGUUCCUUCAAACUGCACUAGGAGUUCAAUAAUAAAGUUGUAUUUUUUUUCAAUAUUCUCUUUUGGUUGCAAAAUGUUUGAUUAAAUUCCUCUUAGAUGUUUGUUGUCUUAUUUUUAUUGUAUUAGUGUUGUACUUUUUGAUUUUCUCGUUACUUUAAAUUAAAACAGAUUAAUCCAAAUCCUCGUGAAACUAGAUUUUGUUUUUGCUAUUUUCACAACAGGGUGGUUCAAAUGACAUUGGCACCCAAUAUCAUUGCAUGACACGGGGUGCCUACGGUGCUCUGUUCGAAAAAUUGAUAAUUCCUACCCCUGAACCCCCCGAGCUCCCCUCUGCCCCCUAGCCAAUCGACGGGGGGGGGAGGGGUGAGGCGAGGGGGUUAGCAACCAUCAAUUUUUUGAACGGAGCUCUGUAGGUACUCUGGGUCAUUCUAUGACAUUGGGUGCCAAUGUCAUUUGAACCAUAACUCAAUGAUCUCCUGAAAAAUAUCCUCAUGUUUGAGUUUGAACUAAUACUACUUUUUUGAGUAGAGAUUUACACCAGCUUUUAGUAACAGAUCAGUAGGUAAAUUUAUUAGGCAUAUUUGGGAUCAAAUGAUUCAUUUGUGGAAAUAAAUUAAAUAACAUAAACAUAUUUAUGGUGAAUCGACAUGCAAUUUAGGCUGAACUAAAGAUAUUUUGGUUUUAAAUUUUGAUUUUUACAAAACACCAAUGAAAAAAAUUGCAACUUUUUUGUGCAUCAACCAUUCUUCAUUGCAUCUUGCACUCAAAUUUAUACUCCAUACGUCCACAAUUUUCUUUCUCACUUUGACUUUACACACUUAUUAAGACAAGUUAAAAAGUGUAAAGACAUUCCAUGUUUUCCCUUGAGGUGAUGGGUAGGAACAAAUAAGGUGAAUAAAGUGAUUGGUAUAAUACUAUAAUGGCAAAUUCAUUAGAAGUUAUUUUCCAAAAUAAGAAACGGGAAAGAAAUUUGUGGACGACCCAAAAAAGAAAGUGGGUAGGAAAAUUGUGGAUGGAGGGAGUAUAUUUUAUGCAAUUGGACCUCAACACUUGCAUAGACUUCAUUCUCUUAUGAUUAUUCAUUUAUUCGUUUGUUGCUCUCAAUUUUACUCCAUUAUUGUGUUUUUACUUGUGCAUAAUACUAUACCUCCUUCCAAAAAUAAUCCUUCAUUGUAACAAUAAUAUUUAACAAUUGGUUUUCAAUCUUUGUAAUUUUUUCAUGGAAUCAUGUUCUCAGCAAGGUGUGACCCAAUCAAUUGGAAAAACGGACAGAAGCAGGCAAUGAUGUGGAGUAAGUACUGUACAAGAAGUAUUGGAACUUCUAUUUCAUCUUCAUGUGGAUUUGAGAAGGAUCCAAGCAUACCAUCUAUUCAAGAACUUGCUGAUGCACGAGUGAUAUAUAGUGUAGCCUCUGCAAUGGGUCAUAACAAGGAAUCACAUCCAGAAUCCCAUCUAAGAGUUCCUGCAAUUGUGACUGCCCUUAAAAAGAUGAAGCUCACUCCAAAGUUCCAUGGUACAGAUAUAAUUGAACUUAAAACUUUCAAGCGUGCUUCUGUGGAUGACAUUGCGAAUGUUCAUUGUAAAGCGUAUAUUGCUGAUCUUGAGAAGACUAGGGAUGAGUUGGCCAAAAAUAGAAAGGAUAUGAGUAAGGGUGCUGAAAGGGGCUUCAAACACAUUGAUAAAUCAGGGCCAACAUAUGCUACUGCCAGUACAUUCAAGGAUUCCCUUUGGGCAGCUGGCGCAGCACUAGCCGUGGUUGAUGCAGUGGUUGCAGCAUCAAAAAAGAGCUUAAAUCCUCCCACUGGAUUUGCUUUGAUAAGACCUCCAGGGCUUCAUGCUUUACCAACUAGUGCUAUGGGCUUUUGUGUUUUUGGUAAUGUGGCCAUUGCGGCACGCCAUGCACAACUUGUGCAUGGAUUAAAGAGAGUAUUUAUCAAUGAUUAUGAUGUUCACCAUGGGAAUGGAACAAGUGAUAUUUUUUAUGAAGAUCCAGAUGUAUUCUACUUGUCUACUCACCAAGAAUUGCUGUUUCCAGGCACGGGUAUAAUUCCUGAGGUAGGUUAUGGAGACGGUGAGGGUGCAACACUAAAUUUACCUUUGCCCAAAGGGUCAGGAGAUUAUGCCAUGAGGAGUGUAUUUGAUGAAGUUAUUGUGCCUUGUGCUCAGAGGUUCAAGCCAGAUAUAAUUCUUGUUUCUGCCGGCUUGGUAUUUACAAAGAUAACUUCAAUGCUUCUUGCUUUGUAUAAUUCAAGGUAUGACGGUCAUGUUCUUGACCCAUUCGGCGAUUUGCAAUUUACAACGGGAACAUAUUACAAGUUGGCCUCAAAUAUUAAACAGCUUGCCAAAGAUUUAUGUGGGGGCCGCUGUGUUUUUUUCCUGGAGGGAGGAUAUAACAUUGUUUCUCUUGCAAAUUCAGUGGCAGAAUCUUUCCGAGCCUUGCUUGGAGAUAAAAGCUUGGCAAGCGAGUUUGAUAACCAUGCUAUCCUGGCUGCAGAGCCAUCCGCUAAGGUGAUCAAGAAAGUUAUUGGGAGUGUUAAAUGCAUCCAUUCCCUCUGAAUAAUAUGCCCCCCCCCCUCCCCCCGCUCUUAAAAAUCUUUUUUGUUUUAGCUUUUUGUAGUCAAAUAGUGACAUUUUUUCACCAUAAAUUGUGAUAAAAGUACAUUUAAUUAUGUUAUGAAUUCAACAUAAUUGGUUUCUCCUUA
Messenger RNA from Cuscuta campestris, 3843 nucleotides. The record is from the annotation of a GenBank genome assembly. NCBI's taxonomy places the organism in Eukaryota, Viridiplantae, Streptophyta, Magnoliopsida, Solanales, Convolvulaceae.